AUUUACCCUACAAACUACUCGCGCUUUAUAUGCCAUACCUACAUUGAGUCGGGAAAUCUCUAGAAUCACAUAAAUGUUUGUUCAUUUAAAUCACACAAUGGAUUUUCUAAAUAAUCGUGCUCGGAUCAUUACCAGUAGCGAUGGCUGUUUGGUAUUCGAUAGGAAAAUUUUAAACCAAAAUUUUAUAUUUCAAAAUCUGACAAAAAUUUCAGUGUAAUCACAUCUAGGGUGUCCAUCAAGAGAAAAAUUUUCGGAAAUUUUUCUGGUUGUCAUGGACGAAUUUGAAAGUAAGAACUUUUGAUUGGCUUAACAUACAGGUUUAAAAUUUUCCGAGAAAAAAUACUCCUUCUCUGGCACACUAGCAAAAUAAAGGUAAAAAAAAAGAUUAAUAGUACCUGUUUACUUUUUAUUCAAGGGUUUAUUUCAACUGUAAACUGUAAAUCAAAAACUAUAUAGUUCCCAGGGACGUCUCGUUUUAAGUGUGGUUUUGAGUCAGUAUGUUGUAAGUUUAUAGUUUAUUUAUUUAAUUUGUGACGUGAAACUAGUUUUCUGACUGUUCUCAACCAAUAAAAUUCGCUCUGACUGGUUUGUGAUUGUUGUGCGAACAGGCCUAAUAUCACAAAAUUGCAUCGACAACGACAACCCGGCUAAAUAAGUGCUAAGUGAAUUUAUUUGAAGUCGGUUGGUUCAAUAAAAGUUGUCUGUGAGGUGAGUUUCAGUGGAUCCGGAAUCCGUGCCUAUAUUUAACUGAAUAUAAGGCAAAAUGAUUGAAAAAUAUCUACAUUGACAUAAGUUAUCUUGAAUCUUGGUACACUAUUAUAAGCUUAAUCCACAGACAAAUCUAAAAAGUGUCACCCUGUAUACAUGAACAAAAAUAAGGCCCUUCUUCUGGCUGCAUCUCUGGAUUAUAUGGAACGUGCUCCCGUAAAUUAUGAAUAGUCUCAGUUGAAUCUGUCUCGCGGGUGCAAGCACCGACGUCAGCUGUUCCAGACAUUUCCUGCAGUGCAGUCUAGCCGGCUCUUUGGUCCUUCUUCGGAGGUUACUGCUCCUAAAACGUAUACCUAUCGAUUUGUCUGGAACGUGGAAAGCUUACUUUCUGCAUAAACGUUUUGUCGAUAGUUGCAGUUUUUUUUUUUUGGCUUGAACAUUAUUGGGUGUCAGUUUCACUCUUGUGUCUUAAGAUUGAUUUAUAAUAGUGAAUAAGUGCGUCUAUACUCUGGACUCAGUGACGGAAUAUUUUUCUAAUAAUGUUCUGGUUUAAAAUAGUGUCGUUGAAAAACCUGUUAAUAAAAUUUUUGCAUAAACUGAUAUUAAAUUAAAUAUCAUAGGCUACACUCUCACUAUGUUGUAAACCUGCUCGUUUAUUCUUAAUUGUUAUUACACACUGAGAUAAGCGUUUAUUUGGACAAAAUGAUAAUUCUGGGUGUGAGCUUUUGCGGCACGCGGGUGCAAAAUGUUCCUUUACCCGCAGUGGAAACUUACGGAAAAAUAACUGAAAAAUUAGUGAAAGUUGAAGAAACUUCGGGUAAUUGUUUUAUUAUGCUAAGAAGUCCCUCGUUGACUGAUUGUUUAGACAAAAAUGACGAUUCAGAAGGGAAAAAUGGCGUCUUGUUGGUUACUACUGUUUCUGUGAUGAAAAAAAAAGUAAGUGAAACCACUUCUAACAUUUUAUCGAGAAAAUUACUGCAUUUGCUCUAAACAGGACAGAAGUUUCAAAUGAUAAUACAUAAUUUGAAAUUUUAAUUUGUACAGGAUUUUGGAGUCAAUUGAAAUUAAAAAAAAAAUGUUGUCUUCUCUAUCUGUUAAGUAAUUUAGAAUAAUGUUAUUUGUUCGAAUAAUAUACUAAUAAAUGCAAGUGAAACAAAUUAAUAAAUCAUAUCCCCAUAGAAAAUUUGCUGUAUUUACCUUAAUAUCAGCACAAAUAAUAUUCAAUAAACAAAUUGUUGCUACAUAGCAGCAAGUACAAGCCAAAAAUUGCCCCAAUAAACAUUUUAAACGAUUUGGUUUGGUGCUGGUCGAAUAUCUACAUACUAGUACCAUAAAAAGUGGUAUUUUUAGGUUCUGACACCAUAGUGUGGCUUCAUUUUCGCGGCGACCUUCAAACAAUUAAGAAGUUUCGGGUGAACAUGUGUGGUAUUAUUUUGUUAAAAUGUAGAAAUUUGUUGUUUUACGGACAAGUAAGAAUAUUUUGAGGGUAGUUUUUCAUUAUUUUUGCGAAACAUGUAAAUUAAACAACUAUCUUAAUACGUACAGAAAAAUGCCUUUUUGUUUAUUGGGUUUUAUGGAAAUUAAUGUUUAAUUUUGAUAAAACAGGACACUUUUCACAUUUUCAAUAGUUACUAAAUUAAAUUUGUAUUUUUUAUAAAAUGUAUCUUGUUCAUUUUAUCGUUCCAAAAAUAAUCUAAAAUUUCUUAUCAAUGACAAUUUGAUAAAGAGUUUUAUAGAUAAACAUGAGAAUUUUUUUGCAAGCUGCUAGUAUUCUCGGGAAUGUAGGGUGACAACUUGUUCAAAUAUAAUUUGUUUUUCAUAGAAUUUUUGUCCUUACUUCAUGUACAAAAUUUAUUUAAACCACAACAAUGUCGUCCAGUGAACCUCAGUCAUUAAACUAUAGUAUAAACGAGGAAAUGAACAAUAACGUUAUGAAAAAGGGUGGCGCCAGUGAAGACGAAACAUUGGAUAUUGUUGAUCCACACAUAUUACUUGAAAAUUGGACUGACAGUAACGGAGAUGAAAGCGAUGUUAUACAUAAUUUUAUGCAAGCAUCCAAUGAUGAAGCCGAAGCACGUUUAUGGGCCAAAAGACAGGCACGCGCGGAAGCGCGCGAAAUUCGUAUGCGCGAACUGGAACGUAUGCAACGAGAACAAGAAGAAAACGCGGAUCGACAGUUCGACAUGCUGGUGGCCUCUUCUGAUCCUGCUUGGGGCCCCAGGGGCCGUGGCACUUCAGCUACAAGACACAGACCAGCUAGCAGGAGAAAUUCUGAAGACUCGUUAGAAGACAGUGGCAGCGGUGGUGGCAGUCUAAGAGAUCUGAAGGCGGAGCUCAAAGAUGUGGAAGAACGAUUUAGGAAGGCUAUGAUACAGAAUGCUCAGCUGGAUAAUGACAAAACGGCACACACUUAUCAGUUAGAACUUCUCAAAGAUAGAUUAGAAGAAUUAGAGGAGGAGAAUUCGCAAUUAAAAAGAGAACAUAGGGACAAGUGUAGGGAAUUUGAUCAGUUGCAGCGGCUAUGUCAGCAGCUGAAAAACGAUUUGGGAGCUUAUAAAUUUGAAUUAGAAGAACGCGAUAGGAUAAUAGAAGAAAAAGGACUAGUGAUAGUAUACGGAGAUCCUGAAAAGGAGGGCGAUCCGCCUAGAAAAGCUUUAAUUCAAGCCGAAAAUGCUAGAUUACUUGAAGGUGGCGAUGGUAGCUUAGAUGUGCGAUUAGCUAAUUUUGCAAAGGAAAAAGGCGAGCUUCAAGAUCAAAUUAGUAGUUUAAAAUUAGAAUUGGAAGAGGAAAGGAGCAGGCGACGAAAGUCAGGAUCGGGUAGUUUGCUAAAUGGACCAUCAUCUGACUAUGACCCUGACGACUUACAAAGAGAGGCCAGCAAACAAUUGGCAGACUACAAGUUUCGGGCGCAAAAAGCUGAACAAGAUGUUGCGACACUUCAAGCCACUGUUGCCAGAUUGGAAAGUCAAGUCAUCCGAUAUAAAACAGCAGCAGAGGUGUCCGAACAGAGUGAAGAGGCACUAAAAUUGGAAAAGAGGAAGCUACAACGAGAAGACUCCAAUAACUCCCUCACUGACAUUUCUUCCAUAGACGAUUCUGUAUCUGAGGCAAAUAGUUACUAGAGCUUUUUUUUUGGUACCUAAAUGCAAUGGCUAGAGACGCUCAGAAUCGGGCAGACGAACUGGAAACGAGCAACACACACCUCCUUAAACGUCUAGAUAAGUUGAAAACCGCAAAAUCGACGCUGCUGAAAGAACUUUGACAGGACAACAAUUUGCCUUAAACAAAAACGGCUCCUUACCCCUCAGACCUAGGUGAAAGAUUUUUCUAGUGAGUGAAAUAUUCACUCAUCAUUAUUAUUUUGCUAAUAAUUGAAAAUUGCGCCAUUCUUUAUUUUGUUUUGCUUAUAAAUUAUUAGAGAUGUCCCUCAGUUGUCUUUAUGUUUUAUUUUAAUUUUUUGACAUUGCAUACCCAUACAAAAAAAAAACUAAUAUUAUUUGGUGACUCUCUGAUAGCUAUUUAUCUUGUGUUACCUAUUAGUGAUAUUGGACAUUAAUAACGUUUUCCAUUUUAUAAAUUAUUUAUAUUUAUUGUUUUUAACGGAACUUUUUUCAAACUAAAACAAAUAAUUUUCAUUAACACAUCGUUGUCAUUCUUAUAGUUCUGCAAUUUUUUAUUUUCAAUUAAAAAAAAAAGUUACUACAGUUUCACUGUUACUGUUUUUUGUUGCACUUGCUGAAAAUAAGCUACAUCCCUUUGCCCUAUAGGUACCUAUGUUUUAUUUUCCUUCAGAUUUUGUUACAUAAAGAGCUACCCCUUACAUGGCCUUAGCCAACUGCUUAAGACGCCAAAAUUCCGAUCGGUUUCGUUUUUGGUUAACAAUGAGUUCAUUUCGUACACGAAAUUUGACUGACAGCAAUGUAAAUUGAAUGGGGGGCAUUCGAAAUUGUAUCAAAUUUCGAAUGCGAGAAUAUUGAAAAAUAUGACCCCAGGUGCCAGCUCUGCUUACUGACCAUAAGGUUGAAACCCUACAUAAUAGUCUAAUGAUUUGCUUCCCCUUAUUACGAGUGUUAGGCUGCGAACCGCACUUUUCCUAAUAAUUAUUGGUGCUAAAAUCCAAUUUGCCUCAUCCCAGGAUAUAGCCUUUAAUUAAACAUUUUUUAUAAUUGAUGCUUACACUGACGGGUAAAAAUAGUUUUCAUUAAAAAAAAAGUUUAUUGUUAUUGUUACUAAUUGAUUGCUUUAUGUAUUAAUAAUUCUUGCAUAAAAUUGUCCAUUUCAUUUUUCAUUGUUCUAGUCAAUACUUUUAGGAAUGCAUUGCACUUUGCAGGGUAAGCAGGUGCAUAAGGAUCCCCUUUUUCAAAAAUACACUCCUGGACAAAAUUAUCGCACCACUGCUUAUGGCGAUGCUUAUGUGCAGUGGUGCGAUAAUUUUGUCCAGGAGUAAAUAUUAGUUUUUGAAGAGUUAUUGUACUAUAAAUAUAUAAACAAUGAAAAUUUACUCUAUCCUUUAAAUAUUCUAUAUUUUCAAUAUUGUCAAUGGUUUUGUGUUUAGACAAAAUUUUAACCGAUUGCAUCUGAUGCAGUUUGAAGUAAAAAAAAAUCCAUUCUUCUAUCUCAUUCCAGAAACAUAAAAACCGCAUUAUGCAAGGACAAAAAGGUUGUCUGUGAGUGAUAAUAAAUUAUUGCAGAAAAAUAACAAUAACACAAAAUUAAUUUAAAAAAAAUUAAUAUACCGCUCCUAAACAAUUUGUCCAUAUUAUUAUUGUUAUUUAAUUUGAAAAAAAAAACAAUUAUUUUAAAAACUGUGUAUUUAUUUAUUUAGCCAGAUAAGUUUUAAUUUUUAUUCCAAUGAUUGUUUGUAAAUAUGUGUAAACUAUUUUUUUAUAUGAAUAGGAGCUACCUAUGUAAUAGAAUGUUUCGUGGAGAUUAUGUCGACAUUUAAUUUAUUGGCUUGCAAAAAUGAUGCUGUGUGAUGAAUUAGCUCAAAAAAUAUAGCAUUGUGAUUUAUACAAAAUAAAAUUUUGAAUCAUUGUCAAAAUAUUUUGACAUUCAAAUUUCUACAAAAAUGUCCUCAAAAAUGUGCCAGGCGAAAGAACUUUAUAGUCAUAUUUGUAUAACUUUUAUUAAAAUUCCAUAUAGGAAAUUGAGAAUACCCUAAAAUAUGUCUAAAUUUAAUAUUCGAUGUAUUGUUGUAUUGUUACUGCGAAAAUUUUCCAAUAAAAUCUUUGGACUGAUAAUUGUUUUCUUGAAAUACAUUGCUUAUCAAUUUUAGAAAUAUUUUACUACAAAAUAAACUAAUUUUGUAAAUACCAUGAAAUACAUAUGUGAUUUUUCUGUAUUCUACUCAUACUUGUUUUUUUUUUUUUGGUAAAAGGUACUUGAAAUAUAAAUAUUUACUAAUUUA
This is a messenger RNA of Ceutorhynchus assimilis (cabbage seed weevil), 6115 nucleotides long. Lineage: Eukaryota; Metazoa; Arthropoda; Insecta; Coleoptera; Curculionidae. The record is from the annotation of a GenBank genome assembly.